Molecule: messenger RNA, 3495 nt
Organism: Microtus ochrogaster (prairie vole)
Lineage: Eukaryota; Metazoa; Chordata; Mammalia; Rodentia; Cricetidae
Gene: Gabbr1
Product: gamma-aminobutyric acid type B receptor subunit 1
Biological process (GO): gamma-aminobutyric acid signaling pathway; G protein-coupled receptor signaling pathway
Cellular component (GO): G protein-coupled receptor heterodimeric complex; membrane
Molecular function (GO): G protein-coupled GABA receptor activity
Source: RefSeq, a predicted model, not a curated record
CUUUCUCCCUCCGCCCGAGAGCUUCCCCGGUCCCCGGCGCCGCCUCCUUCCCUCCCGGCUCCGCGCUUUCGCGGCCGCCGUCGCCCCGGGGAAGGAGAGACGGGGGUGGGGUUUGCGGGUAGUGAGAAAGGAGGGGAGAGACCCCGGCUGGCUGGAGCCCGGAUACCUAGGGAAGAAGGACAGGGGGAGGGGAAGCUGGAGGACCGGGAGGGAGAACGGGGAGCAGCGGCCGGGCCUGGGGCCUUGAGGCCCGGGGAGAGCCGGGGAGCGGGACCGGGCGCCGAGCCCGUGCGGCUCCGCCCCCGCCUCCUCCGCGGGCGCCCUCCGCGUCCCGAACCGGGCUGUCGGAGCCUGUGAGGCGCGCAGACCGAGGUCUGUCUGUCGGCUGGUCCAGGCCGCUGCCGGCGGGCUCCGCCGUGCUCUCACGGCCGCCGUUUCCUCAGAUGCUGCUGCUGCUGCUGGCGCCUCUCUUCCUCCGCCCCCUGGGCGCAGGCGGGGCGCAGACCCCCAACGCCACCUCGGAAGGUUGCCAGAUCAUACACCCGCCUUGGGAAGGGGGCAUCAGGUAUCGCGGCCUGACUCGCGACCAGGUGAAGGCCAUCAACUUCCUGCCGGUGGACUAUGAGAUUGAAUAUGUGUGCCGGGGGGAGCGCGAGGUGGUGGGGCCCAAGGUGCGCAAGUGCCUGGCCAACGGCUCCUGGACGGAUAUGGACACACCCAGCCGCUGUGUCCGAAUCUGCUCCAAGUCUUAUUUGACCCUGGAAAAUGGGAAGGUUUUCCUGACGGGUGGGGACCUCCCAGCUCUGGAUGGAGCCCGGGUGGAUUUCCGAUGUGACCCCGACUUCCAUCUGGUGGGCAGCUCCCGGAGCAUCUGUAGUCAGGGCCAGUGGAGCACCCCCAAGCCCCACUGCCAGGUGAAUCGAACGCCACACUCAGAACGGCGUGCAGUGUACAUCGGGGCGCUGUUUCCCAUGAGCGGGGGCUGGCCGGGGGGCCAGGCCUGCCAGCCCGCGGUGGAGAUGGCGCUGGAGGACGUUAACAGCCGCAGAGACAUCUUGCCGGACUACGAGCUCAAGCUUAUCCACCACGACAGCAAGUGUGACCCAGGGCAAGCCACCAAGUACUUGUAUGAACUGCUCUACAAUGACCCCAUCAAGAUCAUCCUCAUGCCAGGCUGCAGUUCUGUGUCCACACUUGUAGCCGAGGCUGCCCGGAUGUGGAAUCUUAUUGUGCUCUCCUACGGCUCCAGCUCACCAGCCCUGUCAAACCGGCAGCGUUUUCCAACGUUCUUCCGAACACAUCCGUCCGCCACACUCCACAAUCCCACCCGGGUGAAACUCUUUGAAAAGUGGGGCUGGAAGAAGAUUGCCACCAUCCAGCAGACCACAGAGGUCUUCACCUCAACGCUAGAUGAUCUCGAGGAACGAGUGAAGGAGGCUGGGAUCGAGAUCACCUUCCGCCAGAGUUUCUUCUCAGAUCCAGCUGUGCCUGUUAAAAACCUGAAGCGUCAAGAUGCUCGGAUCAUCGUGGGACUUUUCUAUGAGACUGAAGCCCGGAAAGUUUUUUGUGAGGUCUAUAAGGAACGGCUCUUUGGGAAGAAGUAUGUCUGGUUCCUCAUCGGGUGGUAUGCUGACAAUUGGUUCAAGACCUAUGACCCGUCAAUCAACUGUACAGUGGAUGAGAUGACCGAGGCCGUGGAGGGCCACAUCACCACUGAGAUCGUCAUGCUGAACCCUGCCAACACCCGAAGCAUUUCCAACAUGACCUCCCAGGAAUUUGUGGAGAAACUAACCAAGAGGCUGAAAAGACACCCUGAGGAGACUGGAGGCUUCCAGGAGGCACCACUGGCCUAUGAUGCUAUCUGGGCCUUGGCUUUGGCCUUGAACAAGACCUCCGGAGGAGGUGGCCGGUCGGGCGUGCGUCUGGAGGACUUUAACUACAACAACCAGACCAUCACAGACCAAAUCUACCGGGCCAUGAACUCCUCAUCCUUUGAGGGUGUUUCUGGCCAUGUGGUAUUUGAUGCCAGUGGCUCCCGGAUGGCGUGGACACUUAUCGAGCAGCUGCAGGGUGGCAGCUACAAGAAGAUUGGUUACUACGACAGCACCAAGGAUGACCUUUCCUGGUCCAAAACAGAUAAGUGGAUUGGAGGGUCUCCCCCAGCUGACCAGACCUUGGUCAUCGAGACAUUCCGCUUCCUGUCACAGAAACUCUUUAUCUCCGUCUCAGUUCUCUCCAGCCUGGGCAUUGUUCUUGCUGUUGUCUGUCUGUCCUUUAACAUCUACAACUCCCACGUUCGUUAUAUCCAGAACUCCCAGCCCAACCUGAACAAUCUGACUGCCGUGGGCUGCUCACUGGCACUAGCUGCUGUCUUCCCCCUUGGGCUGGACGGGUACCACAUAAAGAAAGGCCAGUUCCCGUUUGUCUGCCAGGCCCGCCUUUGGCUCUUGGGCUUGGGCUUCAGUCUGGGCUAUGGCUCUAUGUUCACCAAGAUCUGGUGGGUCCACACCGUCUUCACAAAGAAGGAGGAGAAGAAGGAAUGGAGGAAGACCCUAGAGCCCUGGAAACUGUAUGCCACUGUAGGCCUGCUGGUGGGCAUGGAUAUCUUGACUCUUGCCAUCUGGCAGAUUGUGGACCCCUUGCACCGAACCAUCGAGACUUUUGCCAAAGAGGAGCCAAAGGAAGACAUCGAUGUAUCCAUCCUGCCCCAGCUGGAACACUGCAGCUCCAGGAAGAUGAAUACGUGGCUUGGCAUUUUCUAUGGUUACAAGGGGCUGCUGCUGCUGCUGGGUAUCUUUCUUGCUUAUGAGACCAAAAGUGUUUCCACUGAAAAGAUCAACGACCACAGGGCUGUGGGCAUGGCUAUCUACAAUGUUGCGGUCCUGUGUCUCAUCACUGCUCCUGUCACCAUGAUUCUCUCCAGCCAGCAGGAUGCAGCCUUUGCCUUUGCCUCUCUGGCCAUCGUGUUCUCUUCCUACAUUACUCUGGUUGUGCUCUUUGUGCCCAAGAUGCGUAGGUUGAUCACCCGAGGGGAAUGGCAGUCCGAAGCCCAGGACACCAUGAAGACAGGGUCAUCCACCAACAACAACGAGGAAGAGAAGUCCCGACUGUUGGAGAAAGAGAACCGUGAAUUGGAAAAGAUCAUUGCUGAGAAAGAGGAGCGUGUCUCUGAACUGCGCCAUCAGCUCCAGUCUCGGCAACAGCUCCGCUCACGGCGCCACCCCCCAACACCCCCAGACCCCUCUGGGGGCCUCCCCAGGGGACCCUCGGAACCCCCUGACCGACUUAGCUGUGAUGGGAGUCGAGUGCAUUUGCUUUACAAGUGAGGGGGUAUCAAGAAUGAUAAGGCCAGUAGGGGAGGGAAGGGUGUGGGAAGAGGGUGGGGGACUGGGAGGAGGGCAAGGACUCCUAUCUCCAACUGGGAGAACAUGCUCCAAUCCCCCUCUUAUAAAUAUAUGUCACUCUGUGCGUUUGGAGUUAUUUGGGUCUCCAAUA